Molecule: messenger RNA, 1553 nt
Organism: Botrytis porri
Lineage: Eukaryota; Fungi; Ascomycota; Leotiomycetes; Helotiales; Sclerotiniaceae
Exons: 3
Coding region: 486-1553 (355 amino acids)
Source: RefSeq, a predicted model, not a curated record
UUCCAGUACCUGGGGAGACUUCCGCAUCCAAAUUCUUCUAUUUGCUAAUGUCAACGAACAUCGGUAUACGCAUGACUUUUACGAUAUAACCUCCCUAAAUAGACGACAAUGCGAUUUGUAAUGCCUUCACAGAGUUUGUGGGACCUUUCGGGAGACGUUUUCAUUAUUAAAGCCAAGAAAACUAUUGCUCCAGCGAACGUGGAUCAUGUUCCUGCAUGAUAAUAUGCUAAUUGCCAAUAACAUCUUAUUGGUGCGGUCGAACCAAUCCUCAUAAAGAGCGUGGCAAUAUCCCAGUAUCAACAAGUCGCUCGACGUGGACUAAAUUUGUACAGCUGCGGACGUGUACGUGCGAAAUCAACCGAGUGAGGGGUUGCAUUCAGGAAAUAUCUGAAACUUUGCUGAAGGUUGCUUUGCAUAUAAAUUCGAGCCAUCCUCUCAGUCAAGAAAAGUUGAUCUUCAGAGUUGCGAUUCUUGUGCUUGAAAAUAUGGCUUGUCGAGGCAAAUUUGACAACAUGGCUCCUGUAUUUUCUUCCAAAAGAGAAAAAAGAAAGGAACAAUUCAAUAACAUGAUGGCGAAAAGGUUUGGAUCAAAUGGCAGAGAUGUGGCGGCCGAGCUGCGCACUAUUGCGGACGCCUUGGAAGAAACUCUCGAGUUCCAGCGUUUGAUGGGCAAAAGACAGAGAACUGAAGAUCCAGAGGAUCGACCCCUUUCGCAACUAGCGGAUCUAGAAUCAAAGGGCGACAAAGUAAAUGGCGUGCUUGACGACCACACAACCCGACUACCAACGCCAUCUCAAGAGAGGUCUAUGUCUAGAGAUUCCCUACGUCGUACCAAUCGGUCGGCAAACCUCAACGGAACGCAUGAUGGGCAAUCCGAUCCUAGAUCAUAUGGAAGAAGUGCUGCGGAACUUCUACCACUGAAUAGACAUUUUUCCGAAAGCGACGUUCCUCAUGAAAUUGUGCGCCCAAGCUCCGCGCAACCAGGUCGCUCAAUGACGCCGCAACCCGCUAGGGCAGCAACUUUUUCCUCUAUUAGAUCAAUGUCCCCACAGCCAGCCCCAACGAGUAUACAUUUCCCCUAUCGUUCAGAAAUUCGGCAACAUAGUCAGCCACCGUAUGCUCGUUAUCCAGGCUAUACAUCUAUCGUCGCUCGAGGUGGUCAAGAUCGGCAUCGCAGUCGACCACCACCCCCUCAGCGCUUGUACGAAGUACCUGAUCCCCCGCAAACAUACAGUUUUGAUGUUCCUCCGCAACUUGACCCGAAUCCAUAUUACCGACCCCAAAUUACGUCCCCUGCUGAACGUGCUUCCCGAAGGGACCGUUUUGCUCGAAUGUCCGAAGAACGUAGGGGAAGAAGAAUGGAGCCUACUAUAAGGUCAAAGCAGCACGAGACGAUUUAUCAGGUUGAUUCGAAUAUUAUUGAGCGAGAGUAUGAUCCCGAGAAAGACGAAGAUGCUGAAUCUAUCGGAUCCUUGGAUCAUGUCCAGUCGUUCGCAUCACCUCAAACAAUCAAACCUCAGAACAAAGUGACUUGGAAUGGGUCAUUCAGAUGA